Engraulis encrasicolus (European anchovy) is the source of this 858-nucleotide messenger RNA. Its product is annotated as odorant receptor 131-2-like. NCBI's taxonomy places the organism in Eukaryota, Metazoa, Chordata, Actinopteri, Clupeiformes, Engraulidae. Gene Ontology annotation, cellular component: membrane. Gene Ontology annotation, molecular function: olfactory receptor activity; odorant binding; G protein-coupled receptor activity. The transcript has a single exon. Gene Ontology annotation, biological process: detection of chemical stimulus involved in sensory perception of smell; G protein-coupled receptor signaling pathway. The record is from RefSeq and is a predicted model, not a curated record. Bases 1 to 858 code for a protein of 285 amino acids.
AUGUGCAUGCUUUUCAUCUACAUCAAUAGUGCGAUGUUUUAUGCUCUCUUCAGUAAGCCUGUGUUUAGAGAGAUGCCUCGAUACAUUCUGUUUGCCCACAUGCUUUGCAAUGACUCGGUGCAGUUGCUUGUGACUAUGUUAUUCUAUCUUUUAUUAGCAAAUCUUCAGGCAAUCCCCAAAACUCUUUGCACGUUAUUUACCUUCAUUGGAGAAGCAUCAUUCCGUAAUGCCGCUUUGAACCUGGCUGUAAUGUCACUUGAGCGCUAUGUGGCCAUUUGCUUUCCAUUAAGACACAGUGAGAUUGUGAACCAGAAAUCGGCAGGUAUCAGCAUUGCUCUUAUAUGGUUUUUUGGUUCAAUAAAUAUAAUAAUAGAUAUUCUUUAUGUACUGAUAAAGGACCCAAUGUCUUUUAAAAAGUCCAUGCUCUGUAUUCGAGAGAAAUUUAUCUAUUCACGAUGGCAAUUAGAUAUGAUUCAGGGCUUGAAUUCCUUUUUCUUUGUGACUGUAACUUGUACAUUAAUUUUCACCUACAUUAAUGUUGUUCUGGCCGCUCGAUCAGCCUCAUCACAAAAAGACUCUGCUAAAAAGGCACAACAGACCAUAUUGCUGCAUUUUGGUCAGUUGGUUCUCUGUGUUAACACGUUUAUUUAUGGAACUAUAGAGAGAGCCUUGUAUUUGGCCAGCAGCACAGAGUUAUUCCUUCAUUUGCGAUACAUUAAUUUCCUCUUGGUUCUCCUUCUGCCUCGGUGUCUGAGUCCCCUGAUCUAUGGCCUCAGAGAUGAUGCUUUGCGACCCUUGUUCCUCUAUUAUGUCAGGUGUGGGACUCAAAAGGUGAAGCCCUCUGUUAAUGUACACUGA